CUCCACUCAAAGAUUCGAAGAUUAUGGUAUUUUAUGAUUAUUGGGUUACCUGUGUCUUGUCUGCUGUGUUGCAAGCUGGGAUGGAAAUAUCGAUCAACUAGAACAGAUGUUUCUGUUUCUGGAAGGGCGAAGGGAAGGAGAUCGCUAAAUUACUUGGACCCUCUAUCUACACCUAAAGGAAAAUGAUCCCUAUUGGGCUAUUAUUAGCUGAGCCCGAUACAGGCCUCAAAAUACUGACUCCAUGGUGGGAUGUGUUAGCACACUACCUUACCGCUGCAAUAAUGACCAUUGCACUGACGUCCACUGCAUUACAAGCAGCUCUUGACAACCUCAUAUGCAUCCCUGCUGUGGAUUGUUCCGAGUUUCUUAAUGAUCCUCUUGCAGUGUGGAAUAAAACACUCCCAAAUAACAAUCUCCUAGGAGACAUCUGCAGCAAAGGAAAACCAAUGUUAAACUCGUCACAGGCUAUCCUAAUGACGACAAUGAGUGACAGACGUCAGUAUGACUUCAUUGAUUCCAUGUGUUAUCGAAAAGUAUUACCCUGGUUUUCGGCAUUCUUUCCUUUCAUCAUUUUCUCACAGGCAGUCUUCUUUCUUUUGAUUGAUAAUUUCUGGAGCAAAAUGCCAAAGACUUCCUCUACAUUGAAUCAUUUUGUAGCAUUAGUUAUGGAGUGUUACAAUGCAGAGGCUACACUUUCGGAUGUGCUAAAAGAAAUAGCAUCUGAAGCAGAUGAGGAAGAUGAAGGAGAAGACCUGCUAUCAGGUAAGGUUGCCAUUAAACCUGAGAAAGAACCAUUAAUGGACACACCCGAUAAAGAGUUCAAGUCAGAGGUUCAUGAAAAUGAAGAUCGAAAAGACUCACAGAGAGAAGAAACCACACCUUCUCCCUCAAAUGCUGUAAAAAUAAAAGCUUUGUAUGAAAAAGUGGGUGCCUUCAAACGCAGAUAUAAAUCUACCUACACUUUACUACGAGUAUACAAACUGCGAGCAGUCUCUCAAAGCAUAAUGUGUUGUUUUGCACUCACAAUUAAUUUCUUAUACUAUAGCAUGCUGAGAAAUACUGUUCAGUGCCAGCUACAACAGGUCUUUAUCACUGAUUAUGAGUUUUUCCAAUGCUCUAGGUUUAUUGCACCAUUUUAUCGAGCUGUUGUUCUUAUAAUAGCUAUUCCUGUAGUCAUGUGUUUAGGCACAUCUUUUUAUGCCCUUUGCUGGGUGUUUUAUUACAGCCGAGAUGCUAAAGUAAAAACAAAUCUUGAUACAUCUGAAUCUGUACGAAUUAGAGGCGACAUGUCUCUUCUCUUUUUUCUUUUGAAUGAGUAUGACCAGCUGUACUCCAACAGGCUAGCUGCCUUUUUAUCAAAGGAAAAGAGAAAGAAAAUUGAUAAAAAGUUGACUCUUGUACAUAGAAAGAGUUUGCAUAGAACCAUGAUUGUCUUAGGACAGACACCCCAACCCGAUGCCGCUCUUAAGAUACUAACCCCUUGGUGGGAUGUACUAUGUCGAUAUCUUACUGGGGCAAUAAUGACCAUUGCCUUGACRGCGACUGCCAUACAAGCUGCAAAGGACAACUUGGUUUGUAUACCUGCUGUUGACUGUACCAGGUCUAUUAGUCCUCGUACACCAACAGCCUUAAAGCUAAAAAGUGAUGUAUGCGACCAAGUGCAGUAUCAUGUUAUCAACAACGACACCACCACAACAGUCAUGACUGUGAUGAGUGACUAUCGAUCGUAUGCCUAUGUGGAUUCAGAGUGCUUUCAAAAAAACCUGAAGUGGUAUCCUGCAUAUUUUCCUUUCAUCCUUGUUGUUGAAGCAUUGAUUCUUCUUGUCAUUGAUAAUUUCUGGAUCAUGUACCCCAAGACAUCUGCAACACUGAAUCACUUUGUUUCCUUGGUGACAGACUGUUACAAGUCUGUGGGAACUCUUUCAGACAUUAUAGAAGUGAUCUCAAAUUCCGAGAAAAGGAAAGGUUCACCAGCAACUACAACAAAGGAAACAUCGCCUAAAGAACCAAAUGUCGAAGACAUAGAGAUGGCUUUCAUCGAUCCUGGUAAAACACCCAAACCAGCUGAUGAACCAUCGGGAAGUCAGACACCUCAAGUCAAAGCAAAGCAGGAUGUAGCAACCCUCCCAUUUGACAUGUCAGAAGCCAUAAAGGUAAAAACACUGUAUGAGAGAGUAGAAAAUUUCAAAAACUGGCAUGAGGGAGCUCACACACUUAUGAAGGUUUAUGUAUUUAGAGGGGUUAUCCAAGUAUUGUAUAGUUUGGGUAUUUUAAUUUUUAUUUCAUACUUCUAUGGUGCUUUAAGUGAUAACCUUGACUGUCGACUGAAACAGUUAUUCACCAUGAAGUAUCAGUAUUUUCUCUGCUCUCGCUUUAUUGCUCCAUAUUAUAGAGCUUUUACUUUUAUCUUUGCCAUACCAUUGGGAGUCUACUUUUUGACCUCUGCUUACUCCUUUAUUUGGAGUGUUAAGAACAGCGAGAGAUUUAAUUUGUAUUCAGGGAUUGAGUUUGUUGAUAAUGAUUUGAACGUCAAGGGAGAUAUGGCCUUUCUUUUCUCUCUCUUGGAACAAUAUGACAAGCUUUACGCUAUCAAAUUUUCUAUUUUCCUUUCAACUACAUACAAAGAGAAGGUUGAGAAGCGGAUUUCAGCCUUAUAUGUCAAAAGUCUUCAGAAGAAAAAUGAAGAAUGGUAUAAGGGUUUGCAAAAGUUCUUGCCAAAACAAAAGCAAAAGACUGCCCAUGCAUAAAUGUGUUUUUGUCAAUAUUCUCAAACUGGUAGAUUUUUGAACCCUAUAUCGCAGUGACUUAUGUUGAACAUGGUUCUAGCAUACAUCAAGAAUCUAAAGUCUGACAUUAACUCGACUGGAUAUUCUUAAUACUCCAGUUUCAAUUUCUCUAUUGUUCAGAACUAGCUUUAAUGGACUACUUUUCUUUGACAAUACGGCAGUCAUCUUGCAAGGGGGCAAAACAAAACUAAGAUGACAAAAAAUAUAUACCGUUUCAUGUGUUUAUCUUUUUUUAUGGAUAAAAUGUGAUUGAUGUGCUGUCUUAAUUCAUCUUACUUUGUUGUUUUCUCUUGUGGUGAGCUUUUAAUAUCAAUCAAUGUCAUUACUGUAACAAAGCUUUAUUUGCCCUCUGGUAGCCCUAUAAUGCCUUGUGAUUCAAGAUGACCACUGCACAGGAAAAAAAACCAGAUUCCCAUAUUGGGAAUUGUUGGGAAUUUCCUUCUAAUACCCAAUAGAAAAACAAAAUUCACAACAAACUAACAUUGGGUAUCAGUAUGGUGUCACAUUCCCAAUUUCAUUCUCUCUGGGAAUUGGAUGGGAAUUUGUUGGGAAUUCAAGGAAAUUCCCAUCAAAUUCCCAAUUUGGGAAUCUGUUUUUUUUUUCUGUGCUGUAUUGCUGAAGUAGUUCAUUUUGUGCAGAAUAUUCACAUAAUUUGAAAUUUCCUGAUUUUUUUGGCUUCCUUUUUAUCAAGCUUCCAAUAUUCUGAGUAUUUUAUUUUCUCAACUGAAAGAAGUUAAUCACCAAUAUAUAUAUAUCUUCGGUUAUGUUGGAGGAAAAAUUUAAAAAAUGGUUUUAAUAAUUUUGUGGUGUCUGACGCAAGUAGACUGUAGACUUUAAAUUUUGUUGUAAAAUCGAAUCUAUUGAUUCUCCAAGUCUAUUGUUUCAUCGUGUUCAAAGAAAAUGUUCAAUUCCAAACUAAGAUUUAUUUAGAGUCUUGUCAUCUAUUUAGCAUCUUUAGAAAUUUACUCAACUAAACCCUGUCUGCUUCAAACACAAGGUUUUCCUUUUGACAUAAGGAAAUGUUUUGUCAAAUUUAGUGUACGACAUUACAAAUCAAUACAUAUCAGGAAUUAAACAAAGAGGCCAUAAACCAUAAAUUUGGAUAUUGUCUUUGCUCUAGCGUUUGACCAAAUAAGACAAUAUUGAGGCUACUCAUUUGGAACGAAAAUGUUGUGCAUCAAAUACCAUUUACGGUACAAAUUAUUUAUGUGAACACUUCAAAAGAUGGUCAUGUACAGUAUAAACUUAGGGUUUUGCUGUAACUACUAUAGUUUGUAUAAAUGUAAUUAUAUUAAUGUCAUAAAAUAUAGAGUGAAACAUUACUUACGUAUUUCAAAUAAUAGCAGUCUUCAUUCCCCUCAAUAUUCUUUGUUGUUUAACAGCUAAAAAGUCAGGGUAAAUUUAGAUUUAUUACUGGGUUGCCUGUGGCAGCCUAUUUUCAAAUUGUUUUUUUCUUCUCAAAAUGAGAAGGCACAUACAUAUAACAACGUUAGUAACAAAAUGCUGAUAAAUUUUAUGGGAUUUUGAAGCAAGUAUGAGCCAGUUAUCUUAACAGGGAUAAUAUUAUUCUCAAAAACAAAACAAAAAAUGAGCAUAUUUAAAUUGUGGAACCCUCAAACAUCUUUUGGUUUGAGGCAUGGUUGACUCAAAGAUGGAAUUGGAAUUUAGCAUAUUCACCAUUUUUCCAUACAUUGGUUCACUGGUCAAACACAAAACGCUCAAGCGAGGCGCCAAGGUACUUUCAAAGGAUUAUUCAACUUUGAACCUUGCAACCUCGACUGAAUGCUUUGUGUUUGACCAGUGAACCAAUGUAUGGAAAAUGGUGAAAUGGGUUUUUUGAGUGAGAGAUUCCAGAGAAAAUGGAGAAAAUCCACAAAUCAAGGGAGAUACCUAACAAACUCUAUCCAGAUGUUAUGCCAUUAAGUCUAGAAAUUCCUACUGUUAUACCUCCUUCAAUUUUAACAUUAGAUCAACGUAGUCAUAAGUAAGAAAUUUUUCAAAGGCUAAAACAGUCUUUGAAGACCUACUGUAACAUGAUAUUUAAGACUUAAAAAAUAUUUACGUUAAGUUAUGUAUUGCUCUUAAAUCGAGUAAUUUAGGUUAUAAACCGCAUGUAAAAGAAAUGGGAGUAAACCUCUUUCUUUUUUUUUAUCUUGGACGUAAUGUUUUCCCAUUUCAGACCAUGUGUCACUCUCUUGAGAAUAAUAUCCUUUGUUUCUGUGUCUUCUCAUGUGCAACCAUUUAACAAAGAAAUGAUGCUCUAGGGAAUGACACGUGGUCUGAAAUGGGAAAACAUUACACCCAAGGUUAAGAGACCUAUUGAGAAGAAAACGUUGUGUGACUGCAAUGGAAUGCAUAGAAUAUAAUAGAAAGGGUUGCAAUACUUUAAGGAAGUAAGUUAAUACUGCUUUUACUAAUUGAUGGGUUGCAAGCAUUCCCAAGAGAGUCAAAAGACAAAACAUGGCGGCCAUUGUGGUGCCGUUGACAAUGCGGGAUGUUAAUUAGAAGUCUUGUUAAAUGGCACCAACAUGGCGGCGAUGACGUAACGUACAAUCAAAGAAUACAAGUAAUACUGAAAUAAUAUGGAAGAAACGUUCAAAUAACAAAUUCCCCACUUUCUUAAAGCUUGUAUUAGAGGACCCGACUAAAUAUAAUUAGAAGCAUAACGGAUAAUAUUAGAGUAAUUUAAGAAGUUGUAAAACUAUUUAAAUUAAGUGGAAACAACUGGUAAGCUUUGUAGCAAAAACAUUGAUUCUUAAAUAAAGUUAGUGAAAAGAUAAAUAGAA
Actinia tenebrosa (Australian red waratah sea anemone) is the source of this 5572-nucleotide messenger RNA. Its product is annotated as volume-regulated anion channel subunit LRRC8E. The record is from RefSeq and is a predicted model, not a curated record. Lineage: Eukaryota; Metazoa; Cnidaria; Anthozoa; Actiniaria; Actiniidae.